This is a messenger RNA of Sorghum bicolor (sorghum), 450 nucleotides long. RefSeq lists its product as uncharacterized. NCBI's taxonomy places the organism in Eukaryota, Viridiplantae, Streptophyta, Magnoliopsida, Poales, Poaceae. The coding region runs from base 1 to 450 and encodes 149 amino acids. The record is from RefSeq and is a predicted model, not a curated record. The transcript has a single exon.
AUGGAUCACGAACAACCAGCAGCUGGCGACGCGGCGAACGGAGGCCGCCGCAACGACGCAGUGGAGGCCGCCUUGGUCGCCUGCCGCCGAGACGAUGACGGUUUACGCGACUUCGUCACGGAGGCGGCCGCAGGCACGACGGCGGUCUCCGGCGCGCGUUCUGAGGAUCCGCGGCCGCGACAAGCCUCCGGCUACUCCGGGGCCGGCAGCGGCACCGGAGCCGCCGCGGCGUCGGCGGCUGCCGCGCGCGUCCGCCAACUUGAGGAUGUGAAGGCCAGGGACUUUCGCGAGUUCGACCACUUCGUCAGGACGCAUCUGCAGCAGCAGCAGACGCAGCAGCUUCUUACUCGUCUCCAGCGGUCUCCCUCACCCUCCUCCGCAGAGGGCGGCGGCGAGGUGGCGGCGGCGCCAGGGCCGGCAUCUCAUCUGGAUCUUGAGCUCAGACUGUGA